GCCUGAGCUCACUAUCAGUUUCACCGAGCCUGCGGUGUUCAUACCUACAUACACACAUAAACCCGCUGUCCUGAGGGGUUCUUGUGAGCUGAAGGUGAAGGAGACAUUAAUGGUGAAGAGAUUAACAGUCAAUUUUCACGGGGUUUCUCAUGUACACUGGCCACAUGGUAAGAAAACCCAAGAUGCAGUUGAAGGAACCGCUCUACGACAAAGACGCCAGAGAAUAGUCUAACAGAACGUAGGUCUUCACGAUUCGAAGACCAUCACAGAUCGUACCCUGACGGUGUUCGGUCCGGAUAUCUCAGGGACCGGAUCCCAACACCACGCCGAUCAGGAAAAUCUAGGAAUGUUGGAAACGGGUAGUACGGAAUGCAAUACAUCGCGCCAAAAAUGCGGAUUGUGGGGCACCAUCACCAACAAGUUAUGUUCGAGAUGCAAAAGUACCGCCGCGCCAGAUUAUCAGCUAUUGUCUCCGGGUACCUAUACAUAUAAUUUCGAAAUGAUACUGCCCCCUCAGUUGCCGGAAUCUGUUAAUGUACGACGAAGCCAUGUUCGAUACAAUGUCCGAGCAUGUCUAGAAUUCCCAGGCCAUUUCAGGCAUAACAUCGUCCAGAACAUGCCGAUCGCUGCUAUCCACUGUCCGGCAGAGGAUUUCGUGGAGGAUGCAGAGCCGGUUUACAUUGCUCGGGCCUGGAAGCGUUUGCUUCGAUGCGACAUCCUCAUGUCAAGAAGAGGCGCUCCUCUCUGUCAUAUAUUACCUGUGAGCGUGUCUUUUGCCGAGUUGGCUAAUUCGAGGUUCCAUGGGUUGCAAAUCUAUAUUUCAGAGAACGUUCAGUUCCUCCGAAAAGAUGGUCUGGUUUCCUGCCUAGGGCCUUUCAAGAGGAGACUCUUAUAUGAAGCGGCCGAAGAUUUUGUACCCACUUUGCCGCCCUAUAGGUUUGGUGAAGAUGAUGACCACCUUUCAGAAAAGAGCAGCUUUGGUGUACAAGAGAGUGUGGUGCUUUCGGAGUGCGAGGACAAACCCGCGACGUCCGAGGGCAUGACGCUGAAUAUCGACUUGACAUUACCCACUUGCCAGGACCAUUCUGAAGAUAACUGGAUGCACUUUAGCACUGAGUAUAAGAGCGCAAGAGUGUACCAUUGGCUUGAUUUUGUGUUUUCCAUGUCUAAACAUGGCGCACCGCCGGUCGUGCAGAAGAUCGCCAGGGUUCCACUGUCGCUGCGAUCCUGUUAUGCACAACACGCCAACGCGUCCCUGCCAGCUUACUCACAAACAUGUGAAAUAAAGCCGUUUAACACAGCUCCCGCCGAGGGAUCUUUUGACCAAGAAUCUUUUGAUCAGGACCAGCACUGGUGGUCGGCGGACGACCACAGAUAUUCUGUUUCUUGACGGGUUCGGGUUCCCGAAGACUGACAUUUAAUAAAUAAGCUUUCACUUGGCUUCCAUUGCGACCAAUGAUAGUGACUAGUUCGGGUUUGAAAAACUUGACGUCGACAAGUACUCAUGCAACCCGACAUUUGGACGACGAGCCAAAAAUUUUUCACGCAUGUUGUCUCCAUCGGUGGGGACGACUCGUGACUGUGGUGGAAUUAAAGUGUUCUGUGAACGGGUAUUACAUCAUUGCCAUCCCACCGCGAUGGUUAGCAGGUCCACUCCUACCUUUGAUUCUACUCUCUAUGGUGCUUCCAAGUGGCCCUUCAUGACUU
Molecule: messenger RNA, 1707 nt
Organism: Aspergillus pseudotamarii
Lineage: Eukaryota; Fungi; Ascomycota; Eurotiomycetes; Eurotiales; Aspergillaceae
Exons: 2
Coding region: 347-1390 (347 amino acids)
Biological process (GO): ubiquitin-dependent endocytosis
Cellular component (GO): cytosol; cytoplasm
Molecular function (GO): ubiquitin protein ligase binding; protein-macromolecule adaptor activity
Source: RefSeq, a predicted model, not a curated record